GCACUUUCGCCAUAAACGCCAUGCUGCACCGUUCGUCGCGCAUUGCAAUGCGCCAUGCUCAAGCCGCCAAGCUUCGCGGACCCUUCGUGGCCGUGGCCAACUCCAUGGACAUCACUUUGUCGGGUGCUCCUUCUGCGCGAUCCAUCCACGUGCCAUCGUUCUUGUCCUCGCCGUUGGUGCGAUCGACGAUGGCACAAAAGACCACUUAUCGACGGCCGGCCAUGUUUGCAGUGCCGGUGCGCAACAUGUUCAUUCAGACGGAGACCACACCCAAUCCUCAGAGUCUCAAGUUCCUCCCAGGGCGCCCAGUUUUGGACGAACGCUUCUCGACCGGUGUAGAUUUCACACCCAAAGGUCCCGAACUCCGACGGUCGAUGCUGGCCAAGGACUUGUUUACGAUCGACGGUGUCGUUCGCGUGUUCUUUGGCAAGGACUUUAUCUCUGUGACGAAGAAGGACGACGACAUCGACUGGGAUGUGCUCCGCGGUCAAAUCUUUGGAACGAUCAUGGACUUUUAUGCGUCGGGCAAGCCCAUCAUGACAGACGAAGAAGUUAUUACGGACACGACGAUUCUCGACACCGACGACGAAGUGGUGGCCAUGAUCAAGGAACUCCUGGAGACGCGCAUCCGUCCAGCCGUUCAAGAUGACGGUGGCGACAUCUAUUUUCGUGGGUUCGACGAGGACCGCGGGAUCGUCAAGCUUCAGUUGGCCGGGUCAUGCGCGGGUUGUCCAAGCUCGUCCGUCACCCUCAAGAACGGCGUCGAGAACAUGCUGAUGCACUACAUCCCUGAGGUCCGCGGCAUCGAAGAGGUUGUUGACGACCAAGACGUGAAAGCUGUCAACGAGGCCGAGUUCCAGACGCUCGAAGCCAAGCUGCGCGCGGCCGGCAUCCCGUCCAUCUAGCUGGGCCUUUUUCCGUGCAUUCGCAAAGUUGAAGCAAUCGAGUUUUGUGUCAUUGCGAUGCUUUCUACCGGCGUCCCCUUUGCCCAUCUGCACUGCGAACGCGCCUGCACGACAUAUAUGCUAGUGGCACUGCGUCCUUGCUGCGUUACGAUACAUCGCGAGUGGCUUUUGCAUGUCGUCAUCGCUCUUAAGCGUAUGCCUCCGCCAUCGCUCUCUGUGGCACACGAAGCGGCUUCAUGAACGACGAAUGAUGCGUAGAUG
Messenger RNA from Aphanomyces invadans, 1166 nucleotides. RefSeq lists its product as hypothetical. Gene Ontology annotation, cellular component: mitochondrion. The record is from RefSeq and is a predicted model, not a curated record. Gene Ontology annotation, molecular function: iron-sulfur cluster binding; iron ion binding. NCBI's taxonomy places the organism in Eukaryota, Oomycota, Saprolegniomycetes, Saprolegniales, Verrucalvaceae. The transcript has 5 exons. Gene Ontology annotation, biological process: iron-sulfur cluster assembly. The coding region runs from base 21 to 905 and encodes 294 amino acids.